CUUAAUUAUGAUAAUUAGAAUAAAUGGAUCUGCUUAUACGAACGUAAACAAAAGAAAAAUUUGCGAUCAGCAAUUUUCUUAGCGUACUUAGUAUAUAUAUAAAUUAGCGUUGAACGCUAGAAACCAAUAUGGUGUAUAGAAAAACGUGGAUGCUGUUCCUCUCUGUUGUUGUGUGGUUGCAGAAGUGUGUGACGUUGAAAACCCACACACCACCUCAUAUUGUGUUCAUUGUGGCCGAUGACUUAGGUUGGAAUGACGUCAGCUGGCAUAACUCUGACCUCUUGACCCCUAACCUCGAGCGGCUGGCCAGAAAUGGAAUCAUCCUGGACUCGUCUUACGCACUUCCGUCAUGUACCCCGUCAAGAAACAGUUAUAUGACAGGAAUGUAUCCAUUUCACACACGACCCGACCCCAUUGAACCCCCCGAACCCUACUACAUCCCACUCAAGUUCCCACUCCUGCCCGAGAGGCUCAAACAACUGGGUUACUCGACCCACAUGGUGGGCAAGUGGCACCUAGGGUUCUGUAACGAGAAGUACACACCCACACGGCGUGGGUUCGAUUCCUUUUUUGGCUUCUACAUCGGCAGUCAGUGUCACUACUAUCACGAUAAAGCUGGCUACGUCCAGAAUGAGGACUCGAUCAACUUGUCCUUAAAGUCCCCUCACCAUGUCCUCGUCCAGAGUCUGUUGGCGGCACGUAGGAGGUACUACGUCACAGGGAAAGACUUCCGGUUCAACGACACAAUUUGGCGGGAAACGGAGGGGACCUACUCGACGAUCGCAUUCGCCAACCGUGCUGUUGACAUCAUCAAACGUCAUGAUCCGGAAGUACCUCUGUUCUUGUACCUGCCAUUCCAGGCUCCACACACACCUGUGACGGUUCCUUACCAGUACUCACAACUCUAUAAAAACAUUGCCAGCCCCGUACGUCGUGUCUACUCAGGUAUGGUGAGCGCUAUAGACGAGGCUGUGGGGAACAUCACGCGAGCUUUGUACGAGAAGGGUUUCAUGGACAACUUGUUGCUUGUCUUCACCAGUGACAACGGCGGCCAACCGGAAAUGGGAGGUAACAACUGGCCCCUGAGGGGAGCGAAGAGUUCGGUAUGGGAGGGAGGGACACGAGUGCCGACCUUCGUGUACAGUGAGUCCCUCCUUCAGAGGAGGCGUUACGUCAGCAACGAACUUCUACACUCCGUUGACUGGUUCCCCACGUUUUUGGAGGCUGCAGGAGGUCGACCAGAGCGUGGCAUUGACGGCAAAAGCCAGUGGUCAAUGCUGACCAAAGGUCAACCUUCAGGACGGAACGAGUUUGUCUACCAGAUAAGCUCUGACGGGAAGGGGGCGUUACGGAUGGGCGACCACAAGCUGCUAGUGGGAAAACCCGGUCACCACAAUGGCUGGUACGCCCCGCCCAGUAAGACAAAAAUCUCCAAGUGGCAUUACAAGGGAGGCAAGUUCGACAGUGUCGCCUACACUAACGAUGAGUAUCAGCUUUACAAUAUUAGAGAAGACCCAGCAGAACGUACCAACAUCGCCAAAGAUUACCCAGAGAUUACUAGGAAGAUGUUGCGACGGUUCCAGUACCACAACUCCACCAAGGUGCCAGCCUUCAAGAACAUGAGGGCAGGGGAUGGACACUCAGACCCGGGGAAUUAUGGGGGGUUCUGGAGCCCGGGGUGGUGUUGAUGGUAGUAGG
Molecule: messenger RNA, 1698 nt
Organism: Physella acuta
Lineage: Eukaryota; Metazoa; Mollusca; Gastropoda; Physidae
Product: arylsulfatase B-like
Molecular function (GO): sulfuric ester hydrolase activity
Source: RefSeq, a predicted model, not a curated record